Apis dorsata (giant honeybee) is the source of this 274-nucleotide messenger RNA. Its product is annotated as proton channel OtopLc-like. NCBI's taxonomy places the organism in Eukaryota, Metazoa, Arthropoda, Insecta, Hymenoptera, Apidae. Gene Ontology annotation, biological process: proton transmembrane transport. The transcript has a single exon. Gene Ontology annotation, cellular component: membrane. The record is from RefSeq and is a predicted model, not a curated record. The annotation marks the transcript as partial. Gene Ontology annotation, molecular function: proton channel activity.
CGCCAUUUACCUCGCUGACGUGUCCCACUGCGUGCUAAUGGUCCUCUCGAUCGUGGCCAUUAUCGUGGGAUUCAUACGGGUGCAGAGCUUGAAGUUCAAGGCCGAGGAGCAAAGCGACCUGAACGACAUCCUCCUGCGCGUGUCGGGCUUCGGCCUGUUCGUCUACGCUGUGUUCAGCGUGAUCGCCGGCUCGUUGGCCGCGUUCACCCACGAACCUAACCUCCUCGUCAUGCUUACCGGCCUCCUCUCGGUGGCGCAGGUCAUCCUCCAGAUG